Molecule: messenger RNA, 864 nt
Organism: Anneissia japonica
Lineage: Eukaryota; Metazoa; Echinodermata; Crinoidea; Comatulida; Comatulidae
Exons: 1
Coding region: 1-864 (287 amino acids)
Source: RefSeq, a predicted model, not a curated record
AUGUCUGCUGAGGAUAUGAUACAGAGUGAUAUGUGGUACAGUGGUCCCAGUUUUUUGAUGGAAAAUGAAGGCAAGUGGCCUCAAAUGCCUAUUGAUCUUAUCAUUGAAAGGGAAGACCCUGAAGUAAAGGCAGUAACGGCAGUAGAUGUUUCUACAGAAGAUGACAACGUCACUCAAUGGAUGCAUCGAUUUUCAAGUUGGACGAAAUUAGUGAAAAUCGUGUGUUGGAUAUUAAGAUGGCCACGUAUGCUGAAAUCCAGAAAUUAUCAAAACAACCGAUCAAUAUCAGUUAAAGAGUGGAAGUAUGCUGAGAUGGUAAUUUUCAAGUACAUUCAAAAUCAGUCGUUUUGUUCCGAAGUCGAUUCAUUGUUAAAUGAACAACCAGUUAAGAAAUCCAGCCCACUCAUAAAAUUAGAUCCUAUCAUAAAAGAUGGAGUUAUCAGAGUUGGAGGCAGGCUGAAAAGAUCUAAAAUCAGCGACGAAGCAAAACAUCCAAUUAUACUACCAAAAAAUCACCAUGUGACCGUGCUCGUCCUGAGAUAUUUUCAUUUCAUAACCGGUCACUCAGGAGUGGAGCACACCCUUGGCGCAAUACGUCAAAGAUUCUGGCCGAUGGGUGGCAGAGUGAAUUUGAAGUCAGUUAUACACAGAUGUGUUCAGUGCAGAAAGAUGACUGCACCUACUCUUCAGCAAAAGAUGUCCGAUCUACCAGCAGAUCGGGUGAAGUCAGCAAUACCCCCUUUUACAAAUGUUGGAGUAGAUUGCUUCGGCCCGUUCUAUGUGAGACAGGGUCGGUCAAGUGUCAAAAGAUACGGCAUAAUCUUCACCUGCUUAAAUAUCAGAGCAGUCCAUCAAGAAGUCUGA